AUGAAGUACACGAUCCUGGCUGCCACACUGGCCGCCAGCGUUGCCGCCUCGCCUUCUCACCACCACCAGCACCACCAUGCGAAGAAGAACGCUCCUAACAAGGUCGAGAAGCGUGCGCCGGAUGCUGUCACCCAGGUUGUCGUUGGUCCUACCGCUACCGUGUACCAGCUCGACGGCAAGAUUCUCGAUGCCGACAAGGCCGCGGCUGGCCUGGCUGACGGUGAAUACGUCGUUGUUGGAGAGACAACCCCGACUUACGUUCCCCCGCCGCCGCCUCCUCCCCCAUCUUCGACUCCGGCCACGACGUCCAGCGCCGGAGGCAUGAAGGCUCAGUUCAUCGAGGAGCCCUCUUCCUCGUCCGCACCUCCCACCACCACCUCCGCUCCUCCGCCGCCGCCCACGACCACGGCGCAGCCCACGAGCAGCUCUGCCCCUCCUCCUCCCAAGUCCUCGAAGCCUGCCCAGCCGAGCACCCCCUCUGGCGGUAGCGGACUGAACGCCGAUUUCCCCAGCGGAAAGAUCCCGUGCUCUCACUUCCCGUCUGAUUAUGGCGCCGUGCCCCUCAACUGGCUAGGCACCGGCGGCUGGUCCGGUCUCCAAUUCGUUCCUGGCUAUACAGCGGAUUCGCUCAGCAUCAGCGACAUCAUCACCGGUGUUGUUGGCGACUCGUGCAAGUCAGGAGGCAUGUGCUCUUAUGCUUGCCCUCCCGGCUACCAGAAGACCCAGUGGCCCUCAGCCCAGGGAUCGACUCUGCAAUCCAUUGGCGGUCUUUACUGCAACUCGGACGGCUUCCUCGAGCUGACUCGCCCUGACCACCCCAAGCUUUGCGAGGCUGGUGCUGGCGGUGUUACCAUCCAGAACGACCUCGACGACUCCGUUUGCACGUGCCGAACCGACUACCCCGGUAUCGAGAGCAUGGUUAUUCCCGCCUGUGCCACUGCCGGUCAGACCAUUCCCCUCUGCAACCCCGACGAGUCUGACUACUAUGUGUGGGAUGGCAAGAGCACCUCCGCCCAGUACUACGUCAACAAGAAGGGCUACGGAGUUGCAGAUGCUUGCGUCUGGAACAGCCCUCUGGACCCCAAGGGAGCUGGUAACUGGUCUCCUGUCAUCCUUGGUGUUGGCAAGACCGCUGGUGGCUUGACCUUCCUCUCCAUCUUCCAGAACCUUCCCACUAGCACUGCUCUGCUGGACUUCAACAUUGAAAUCACUGGUGAUGUCAACAGCAAAUGCUCGUACAUCAACGGCGUGUGGACUGGCGGCAACAACGGUUGCACGACUGCCAUGCCCGCUGGUGGCUCAGCCGUUAUCCGAUACUUUUAA
Molecule: messenger RNA, 1323 nt
Organism: Trichoderma harzianum CBS 226.95
Lineage: Eukaryota; Fungi; Ascomycota; Sordariomycetes; Hypocreales; Hypocreaceae
Product: glycoside hydrolase family 132 protein
Exons: 2
Coding region: 1-1323 (440 amino acids)
Biological process (GO): fungal-type cell wall organization
Cellular component (GO): cell surface; fungal-type cell wall
Source: RefSeq, a predicted model, not a curated record